This is a messenger RNA of Tinamus guttatus (white-throated tinamou), 1125 nucleotides long. It is a transcript of the gene HYKK, whose product is annotated as hydroxylysine kinase. NCBI's taxonomy places the organism in Eukaryota, Metazoa, Chordata, Aves, Tinamiformes, Tinamidae. The record is from RefSeq and is a predicted model, not a curated record. Gene Ontology annotation, molecular function: amino acid kinase activity.
AUGUCCUCUGGAAACACCGGCCAGGCGCUCACCAAGCCAACAUUUGGUGAGAAAGAAGCACGCGAGCUGGUUGACAGCCUGUUUGGGUUGAGGGUGUCCUGGAUCCAGCCUCUCCCCAGCUAUGACGACCAGAACUUCCACGUGCGCGUCUCGGGGGAGGCAGGGGAGCCUGAGGGCACUCCUGAGUACGUCCUCAAAAUCACCAACUGGGAGGACAGCCAGGAGCCGGAGCUCAUCGAAGCGCAGACGCGGGCCAUGAUGUUCCUCAGCGCGGAGGGCUUCCCGUCAGCGACGCCCUGCCCCACCAAGGAGGGCAGCAUCAUGUCAGUGGUGCCCGCAGGUACUGGGAACAAAAAGUACAUGGUCAGACUGCUGACAUACCUGCCGGGUGUACCUGUGGCAAAAAUCACUGCAAAUACGCAGAUUUUGUAUGACAUUGGUAAGCUCGCUGCCAGAUUGGAUAAAGCUCUUGCAGAGAAAUUCCACCAUCCAUCAGUAAAAAGUCUGCAUCGAGGGCAAUUCAUCUGGAACCUGGCAAAUGUCCCUCUUCUAGACCAGUACGUUUAUGCCGUGGGCCAGAACAAACACCGUGAAGUUGUGGAGCAGGUUAUUCAGCAAUUUAAAGAGAAAGUAAUACCAAAGCUAACUAGUUUUCGAGCCUGUAUCAAUCAUGGAGACCUUAACGACCACAACAUUUUAGUAGACUCCAGCUCCACUUCCCCGGAGUCUCCUCAGUACAGAGUGUCUGGCAUCCUGGAUUUCAGUGACAUGAGUUACGGGUACUACGUGUUUGAAGUGGCGAUAAUCAUCAUGUACAUGAUGGUUGAGAGCGCGGAUCCCCUGCGGGUCGGGGGGCACGUGCUGGCAGGGUUCGAGAGCGUCCUGCCCCUGACCGCGGAGGAGAGAGCUGCUCUCUUCCUCCUGGUGAGCGGGCGGUUCUCCCAGUCACUGGUCAUAGCAGCGCACACGGCCCUGCUCUACCCAGAGAAUAGGGAGUACCUCAUGACCACAGCCAAGAGCGGAUGGAAACACUUGAUGACAAUGUUCGAGCUGGGCCAAGAGGCCGUGGAGCAGCUGUGGUUUGAGACUGCGCGAGCGUACGGGGACCGCGGGGCUGCGGAGUAG